Brassica rapa (field mustard) is the source of this 2921-nucleotide messenger RNA. RefSeq lists its product as uncharacterized. NCBI's taxonomy places the organism in Eukaryota, Viridiplantae, Streptophyta, Magnoliopsida, Brassicales, Brassicaceae. Gene Ontology annotation, molecular function: zinc ion binding. The record is from RefSeq and is a predicted model, not a curated record.
AUUGACUUUUAAAUCCUCAACUUUCAAAAAUAAGCCAAAAAAACCUUCAACUCCAAAAUAGGCCAUUUUAAACAUGAACUCUUGGUCAAACACGAAAAAAUCAUCAACUAUCGUUGACCAUGCCUAAUUAAACCUUUAAUUAAUGGUCCGUUAAAUAAUGGUUAACAGACGUUUAGUCACUAAACGUCGUCGUUUUGUCUAAACUAAAAAACCCUAAUCUAAUCGAGCAAAAGCCCCAAUUCAUCAACAUCAAAUCCCUAGUUUCUCAAUUCAUUUCUUUGCUAAGAGGGAAAAGAUGGGUCCGAAGAUGAGACGUAGCAACAAGAAAAAAGGUUCGAGUAGAGUUGAAAAAGAGGUUCAAACCGAGCAGACAGUAGUUGAAACUGUUGCAGAAAGAAACGAUGGAGGAAGUGGAGAAAGAGAAGCGGGUAAAGAAGGAGAAGCGGGUCAACAAGGAGAAGCGGGUGGAGAAGGAGAAGUGGGUAACGAAGGAGAAGCGGGUGAACAAGGAGAAGCGGGUGGAGAAGGAGAAGUGGGCAACGAAGGAGAAGCGGGUGAACAAGGAGAAGCGGGUGGAGAAGGAGAAGACGAUGGAGAAGAUGAUUGUGAAGCUAUUGUCGAUGAUGAUGAGGAUGAGCUAGAAGAGGACGAGGUCAAUGGAAUCAGAGUCGAUGAAGAAGAUUGUGAAGAUUUAGGAGUUCACUUUGGAGAUGUUGCUAGAGAACCAGAGGAAGAUAUUGAUGCAGACAGCGGCGACGACAUCUGGGAUGAAGAUACCAUUCCCGAUCCAUUAUCAUCUGACGACGACGAAGAAGCUGUGAUUCGUAAGGAGACGCGUGCCAAUACAGUCGACAGUGAAGAGCUCUUGUUCCUGGGAAAGACGUUCAACUGUGCUGCUGAUUUCAAGGUUGCAUUGCUAAGGUACUCUCUACGGACUAGGUAUGACAUUAAACUCUACAAGUCAAAUGCAAAGCAGCUUGGUGCAAAAUGUUCAGACAAAGAGACAGAGUGUCCAUGGAGAGUGUAUUGUUCUUAUGAGAGGAGGAAGCACAAAAUGCAGAUUAAAGUCUACAUCAAUGAGCAUAUAUGUCUGAGAUCGGGCUACUCUAAGAUGUUAAAAAGAUCAUCAAUUGCGUCAAUCUUCGAAGAUAGAUUGAGGAUAAACCCGAAGUUCACUAAGAAGGAAAUGGUUGCUGAGAUAAAGAGAGAGUUCAAUUUAAUUGUCACUGAGGAGCAAUGCGCGAAAGCCAAGUCAAAACUCUACCGAGAAAGGAAAGCUGGUCAUGAAUUACACUUCUCGCGCAUAUGGGAUUAUAAGGCAGAGCUGAUGAGAUCGAACCCAUAUUCUACUGUGGUGAUUGAGACUAUUCCAGGGGCUACUCCAACAAGCAAACAGCGAUUUGAUCGCAUGUAUGUUUGUUUUACAUCACAAAGAGAAACUUGGGUUGAAAGUUGUAGGCCUAUCAUCGGGUUAGAUGGUGCAUUCUUGAAGUGGGAUAUCAAAGGCCAUCUACUAGCUGCUGUUGGAAGAGAUGGAGAUAAUAGGAUAGUACCAAUCGCAUGGGCUGUGGUUGAGAUUGAGAAUAAUAUCAAUUGGGAAUGGUUUGUGAAGCUCAUCAAAGCUGAUUUGGGACUGGAAAGUGGUGCUAAGAUCACAAUAAUCUCGGACAAGCAAAAGGGACUGGUGAAUGCUGUGAAAGAAGAGCUUCCAGAUGCUGAACAUAGAAUGUGUGCAAGACACAUUUUAGCCAACUGGAAGAGAGAUAGCAAAGAUCCACAACUAGAGAUUCUAUUUUGGAGAAUAGCACGCAGCUACACCGAAGGAGAUUACAAGGACAAUCUGAAAGCCCUUAGGGAUUUUAGUCCAGGUGCGUAUGAUUCUCUACUUAGAACAAACCCUGAAGCAUGGUCUAGGGCUUACUUUAGAAUAGGAUCAUGUUGUAAUGACAACCUCAACAACCUUAGUGAGUCUUUCAAUAAGACCAUAAAGGAAGCCAGAAAGAAACCGUUGCUUGAGUUAUUAGACGACAUAAGGAGACAGUGUAUGGUUCGUAAUGCCAAAAGAGCUUUGGUAGCUUCACGGUUGAAGACAAGAUUCACUAAGAGAGCACAUAAGGAAAUAGAAGCUACUAAAGAAAAGGCAAAGGAUUGCAGAAGGUUUACAGCUUGUGGAGAUCUUCAUGAGAUUGUAGAAUCUGAUAUUGCAUACACGGUGGAUAUGCAAGCUAGAACUUGCGGCUGUAUAAAGUGGCAGUUGACAGGCAUACCGUGUAUCCAUGCCUCAUGUGUUAUCAUGGCGAAGAAGCUAAGCUUUGGUGACUUUGUGUCUAACUAUUACACAGCGAACAUGUGGCGGUUAACCUAUUCUCGUGGUAUUAGACCUGUUCAAGGUAUGAAAUUAUGGCCUAGACUUAAUAGGUUACCUGUCUUACCACCGCCCUAUAGAUUAGGAAACCGAGGUCGACCAAGCAACUAUGAGAGAAAGAAAGGCCAAAAUGAAUCUUCUUCAUCAACAAAGUUAUCUCGAGAUAGGCGUGUGAUCACCUGUUCUAACUGCCAUGAAGAAAACCACAACAAAGCUACAUGCACAAAUUCCACUGUUGAGCCACCACCAAAAAGGCCAAGAGGACGACCAAGAAUUCAUUUUCAGGGAGAAACAUCGGAAGGGCUGUCUCAAGGACCAUCACAAGAGAUUCCUCAAGGAUCACAAAUAGGAUGAAGUGUUUUCGGCUGUCUUAUGGAAUGCUUUGUCUCAGAUGUCUCAGUUUUAUGUUUUCUGUUUGCGGUUUUCUUGUGUUUUGGAUGCUCUGUUUCGGAAAUGUGUGUCUUAUAUUUGGAUGAUGUGUCUUGUAUCUUGGAUGCUUUUUGGAUGCUUUGUUCUGUGUUUCAGGAUGCUUUAUCUAUGUUAAAGAUGUUUAAGA